Molecule: messenger RNA, 6157 nt
Organism: Apis cerana (Asiatic honeybee)
Lineage: Eukaryota; Metazoa; Arthropoda; Insecta; Hymenoptera; Apidae
Product: alpha/beta hydrolase domain-containing protein 17B
Biological process (GO): protein depalmitoylation
Cellular component (GO): plasma membrane; endosome membrane
Molecular function (GO): palmitoyl-(protein) hydrolase activity
Source: RefSeq, a predicted model, not a curated record
GGCUAAAACUGUAUAGCGAACGACAACGAUCACGCAACAACAUGAAACUAGUCGAGUUUCUACCAUAUACCUGGAUUUAAUCGAUUUUCCACGAAAGGUUGCUAUUGCUAACCUCGUAGCUUUCUUUCAGAAAAAUCACUAGAUGCAUUUGCAUCGCAAGGCGCAUACUUAUGUUCCGAUAAUAUGUUUUGCAUUAUUAUUUGGAAUGUUGGUAAUAUAGUUAACGGUGUUUGAAUACGCGACCAUUCUUCGUUACAUAUCGAAUCAUCUCGUUGCUUUUAAAUCUUUCACCAAUAGCAAGCAAUGAAUAGAAGAACAACGUACAAAGUAGUGCCAUUAUCUCUAUCCUUAUCUUGUGAGUAUGUAUCUCGUUUUACCUGAAUACAAUGAAAGUGCGCAACGUUCAGUGGGUGGGGGCAUUAUAUGAGAAAGAGAGAAAACAAGAGGGAGAGAAAUUGUUCGUCUUGAAAGCCGUCAUGGCUGAUUCAUCGUGAGUGACUCUUUCAAGAGUACGAUAACAAAUGACAUUGUGAUUGAAUCAUUAAGUGUAAGAAGUACAGUGCAUGGAAUUAUUUUUGAAUCAAAACGGUAAUCUCGAUGUGGAAAUUCCACGAAGAAACGUGAUAAACGGCGUUUUCGCGUGCGCGUAACUUCCCCGUGGAACGAUGAACGGGUUAAGUUUUAGUGAAUUGUGUUGCUUGUUUUGCUGUCCGCCUUGCCCGUCCAGAAUCGCUGCAAAACUAGCGUUUCUACCUCCUGAACCUACGUAUGCAUUUAUUGAAGAUGAAGGUUCCAAAGUUACAAUUUCUUUAUCUGAAAGAGCAGAAUGGCAAUAUACAGAAAGGGAGAAAGAGUCGGUAGAAGGUUUCUAUGCAAGAACGUCACGAGGAAAUCGAAUAGCCUGUUUAUUUGUACGGUGUUCAGCUACUGCACGUUUUACGAUUUUAUAUUCCCAUGGAAAUGCAGUCGAUCUGGGACAGAUGUCUAGUUUUUAUUUAGGACUUGGAUCGAGAAUAAAUUGUAACAUAUUUAGUUAUGAUUAUUCGGGUUAUGGAGUUUCUGGUGGUAAACCGUCAGAAAAGAAUCUUUAUGCGGAUAUAGAUGCUGCGUGGCAUGCUCUUAGAACACGUUAUGGUAUUAGCCCGGAAAACAUCAUUCUAUAUGGUCAAAGUAUCGGGACUGUACCCACAGUCGAUCUGGCCGCGCGAUAUGAGGUUGGCGCAGUUGUUCUGCAUUCACCUUUAAUGUCGGGAAUGCGAGUUGCUUUUCCUAAUACCAAAAGAACUUGGUUCUUUGAUGCGUUCCCGAGUAUAGAUAAAGUACCAAAAGUUACAUCUCCUGUUUUGGUAAUUCAUGGAACUGAAGAUGAUGUAAUAAAUUUCAAUCAUGGUUUAGCAAUUUAUGAGAGAUGUCCAAGAGCAGUAGAACCAUUAUGGGUUGAGGGUGCUGGUCAUAAUGAUGUAGAAUUGUAUGAUCAAUAUUUAGAGCGAUUGAAGCAAUUUGUAAGUGUAGAACUGAUAAACUGACGGCGACUAAGCCUCUCCCAGAAUCAGGGGGGGCAGGGAGGAGGACAUACACAUGUGAGCAGUCAAGGACAUACCACUUCUAAUAAUUCAAACACUACCAGUUCUAUUUCAACAAGCUCACAGACUGAAAAGCUUGUCUAGCAAUCGCCUUCCACAGGGGAGAAGGCACCUGUCCUCCCCUGUGAUGAAGAAUCAUCUUUUGUUUCUAUAGAUGAUGGAUUUUUCUUUCGUGAUCAACAGAUGGAUAUUAAUCAGAAAAUUCAUCAUAAAAAUUCUUUAAAAGAAACAUGUUCUGAGGAUGAUGACUCAAGUUUAGAUAGUAAUUCAAAAAAAGCUAUUCAACAAGAUGAAAAAAAUAUGAAAGAAGAAGAAUUGAUAACAAAUAUUCAAGAUAAGAAACAUAAUAAAACAAUAUUGGAAGGUACUUCUAUUCGCCAUAACUUUCGAUUAAAUCAUAUUAGUCAAGUUGCAAAAAAACAUAUUUCUUUGCCAAAAAAUAUAAAAAAUCCAUUUACUAAAAGUCAAAAGAAUAUUGUCCAUAGAACUUUAAAAAAUUCAUUUGGUCAAGGUCAUAAGAAAGCUGAUAUACAAAUAUCCCAUACAACUUUAGUUGACAUACAGGUUGAAGACUGCCGACAAUAUACUAUUGAAGAAAAGUCAUUGUCAUCAUAUUCCAAUAUAUCUAAUGAUAAUAAUAAAAGUAUUUCAGAUUGUAAAAAUAGUCAAAGUCAGUUCAAAUCAGAGAAAAAGUCUCCUAUAAAUCAGUUCAAAUAUAGCAGUAUAGAAUCUGUGUUGGAUUCAGAAUGUACUAAAAAUAAUAAGAAAUAUUGCAGUAAUAAAAUUCUAAAUAAAGAUACAACUAUAAAAGAUAAGAAGUCUGAAGAACAUGAUACACAGAUCCAUCAUGAAAAAUCAGUAGAAUCUACAAAAAAGUUUUCAUGGGGUAAUAAGAGCAGUAAAUUUGCAAGUAAGAGUUUUGAAAAAACAUGUAAAGAUAAAGGAAAAAAUGAUCCUAUAGAUAAAAAAUUGAAAGCUAAAAAAAUUCUUUGCAGUCCUUUAAGAAAAUUUGGUCGAUCAUCUUUGACAAUCGAACCGGAUAAAAUUAUGAUAAAUUUACCAAAGUGUUCUCCUUGCGCUUGUAGAUUGGCUGCAAGUUCAAAAAUUUUAUCCAAUGAUUCCAGUUUACUAUCCCGAUUUACUAUAAAUCGUGAAAGUCCUCAUUAUGCUGUACGUUCGAAGAGUCCGUCGCAUAUAGACGUACAAACGGAUAUUAGUUCGAAGUCUUCAGAAAGGACAUCAAUGCAAACUAAUUUAUUUUCAAAUAUACAACAAUUUAAAAAAUCACGAUAUACGCCUCGAAGCAGAAGCGUCGGUGAGUUGUGCAACAUUGUCAACAAGUGAAGCAGUCUUGAGUUAUUCAUCUAGUAGAAUGAAACUAUUUCUGGACAAAACUGGACUUCCAACAUCAUCAGUUGAAUGCUCAGGAAAUGUUUAUUCAAAAAUUAAAGAGAAAACUAUAUAUAGAACAUUCUGAUAAAAUUUAACAAAGCAACUUUAGAGGCAAAGUGUUAACUAAAAAUAACAUGAAUCCCACAAGUUGUCGCUCCAUUAUUCUUCCACAUAACUUUAAAGAAAUCAUAGAUUUAUACGCACGACACUUAUUCGGGCUGUAACAGUGCUAGUGAGACUGUGCACAUAAAUACACAUAUAAUACAUACAUAAAAUUUAUUAUAUUUCUAGAAAUAUGAAAUAAUAUAUCUGUGCAUAUUAAAUAUUCUUAUUACACAUGCGCACACAUACUGGUGCAUGCGUGUGUAUGUUGUAAGCCGUUUUUAUAGCGUAUGCUGUGGAACGUUGUUACGACAAAUACGUCGAGUAUUAUUAUUAUUAUUUUUAUUAUUAUCUUCCUUAAGAUUAGGGAGUCGAAUGGCUUACAUUAAAAUACUUUGUGCUACCACGAUUGGUAUUAUACUUGCCUGUAGCAAGUAUGUGGUAUGAAAUAUUCUUCGCUGAACCUAUAUUUCUUAAUUUAAUAAUUUCAAUAUAAUUUUAUAUUAUCAUUGGUUAAUUAAGAAUUUGUUCAUCAUCAUUCAUUAUUUCAUUAUGCAUUUAAACUUAUUUUUUAAAAAUUUUUCUAAAAAAAAUAAACAACAAUUAAUAGAUUUAUUUAUAGUGAAUGGGAUGUAUAUUUUGCAUUCAGUAUUUUUUUUUAUGACUCAAUUUUAUAAAUUAGGCUCAGCGAUGAAACAAAUAUAAUGUGAAAUCGCAUGUUUUUAUAAAUAAAUCGCUGUCACUGUGACCAGUGUAUAUGAUAGCUGUAUCGAUAACGAAAACAUUUGUUUUUAUAUUGACCCACAGCAAAGGCCUGUGCAGUGAGCAAUGGAAAUCUUCCAAGAUAGCAAAGAAUUUAGAAUAGAGAUUAAAAGUUAAUGGAUAGCGUUAAGAAAUCGUGUAAGUGUGAGACGUCAUAAAAGACGCUACGUUUUACUGACAAUGAAUGAGAUGAUGAGAUAACAAUAAGAAUGCAACUAGAUAGGGACAAUAUUACUGCCAAACUUGAUUAUGAAUUAGUUUAUUUCUAAAGAGAUGAAUCGUUUGGAGGAUCUUGUCUAUAGGUAUGUUUCUUGUUAGUAUUUUUAUAUCUCGAUAAUGUAAAUACAGUACAAUUAAAUAAUUUUUUCUUCAUUAGUGUAUGUAUAAUGUAUGCGACAACGUGACUGUACGGAGCCAAUGGAAUGAAUCGGCGCUAGUACAUGUAUGUAUUUCUGUAGAAAUUUUUUUUUUUAAUUUUGAGUUUUCUUGAAAAUUUCUACCCGUCCUUGUUAUCUUUUAAAUAAUAAAUUACUACGAAUGUUUUCAAAUUAUGAGUAUAAAUUAAAAUUAAAUGUACAUGUAAUUGUAAUGGUAUGAAUGAAUGGAAAGUGAAUAUAAAAUUGUUAAAAUUUAAUCAAAACAAAACAAAUCUAAUAAAUUACUAUUGCAAAAUAAUUAAGAAUAAUGUAUAAUUUUCGUUAUUUUAUCUAUAAGUUUGAUAUUCUUAAUUGUUGUUAUCUAUGUUGUUGUAUCUUCAAAUAUUACUUUUGUUACUUAUUUUGCAUUGUUAUUUUAUUAACUAUUAUCCAAUUAUCAAUCUUUAUAUUCACUUUCCUUUAAUAUUAAUCUCUUAGAAUACGUUAUGAUGCAUUAUAGUAUCGAGAGUCCGAUACUACUCUUCCAUUGGCUUUCACGUAGCCGUUAUUAAAUUGAUCUGUAUCGAUCGCAAUUCUAAUAUCUAUUUCGUAACUUGUGAAAAAAAAAAUUUAUACUGUUGUUUGACAAAUAUCCAGUUUUAUAGACGGCGAAUAUUUCAGAGAGCGAAUUUUAUAGUAAACUUAGUAAAGACAACAUAUACAUAUAUAGAAUAACAAAAUGAUCGGUGCUCGACGAAAAAUAAAUUUGGUCGUAUAUAAAACUGGAUAAAAAGAUAACUUUUGUACAGCAUAUUUCGAACGCAUACGUGUCCCCUCUUUCUUCUACUUUCAUUCUCAUUUUCCGUCGUGUGUUUCUCUCUUUCUCUCUUUCUCUCGCUCAUUUCUUUUACUAUUUUUUAUUAUCCUACUCUGUCUCUCAAUACGCGUCAAGCAAUCGACCGGUUUUGAACAGCACUUUCGUCUUUCAUAAUUGCAUCGUGCUGGUAGAAUGGUACUCAAUGGUCUUUUUUUUUUUCUUUGGGUAUCACGCGAAUCACGGUGCGGUAUUCAUAACUGUACAUAUUAGCGUAUAAGUGAAAUAUUAGAAAUAAUAUACUCGAUGUUCUGUUCGGUCGUAUCUAAUGUACUUACGGGAGAAGAAGAUAGAUUAAAGAGAUGGGAGGGAGGAGAUAACAAUGAUAGAGAUUACGAAAUCCCUUGAAUCGAUCGUUAGUCAUAUGUCAUAUGUAUCACAAAAUGUAGUCACAAAGUGAAUUAGUUGAUUAGUUGUUUGAUAAAUAAAUAACACGUAGUUCAUUACAAAAUUAUUAUAACACAGGAAAGAGAAGAAAGAGAAGAAAGAUGAGUAUCGUUUAUUUCGGAGUAAAUAAUGAAAUUAUUGUUUUUUUUUAGCGCAUAAAGAUAUAAUACCAGCCGAAAUAAUAUUAUUUCUUUCUGAGAUUGUGUAGAAUGCAUAGUCUGAAACACAUUGCUGGGCACCCGAUUAGGGUUGUUUUAAGAUUUUAUACUUCGAUCGCACUUGACUUGAGCGUACUGCAUUGCGAAAUACUUUAUUAAUCUUUGCGAAAUCUAAAAUAAUAUAUAAUUAUUAUGUAUGUAAAUCAUAUACACAAGCUCGCAUUAUUCAUAUACAGCUUGUUUUAACGUUAUUCAUUAUCGAAUAAAACAUUUCUCAUAAGAAUCAUUCUUAUCCUUUUAUUUGAGCGAUUGGUCGUCGUAUAAAUUACAUUCGUUAAAAUAAUAGAAUUGUAUUUAAAUAAUGCAGCCGCUCAUUGUCAUACUUUUCUAAAAAUCGAAAUUAUAUAUGUACUCGUAAUCUCAUUUCCUUUUUUUUAAAACGUUUUCCUCUUUUAGUUAGUAUUGAUCAUUGCAAAUUGGUAUCUGUAAUUAAUGCUAUUGAAGUAACAAUGUUAAUAAAAUCCUAUAGAAAUGACAGUAAAA